GUGUUUUUAGUUUUAGGUCUUGCACAUAUAGUUAGUGUGCAUCACUAGAAAGAUAAAGUGUUUUUUUGAAGCGGUCACUAAAAUAGCGACGAACCGAAUAGUGGCUGAUUGCAUGCUAAGCUAGCUAACCUCACGUUUCCUCGCUAUAGUGGAAACCUCAGUUAAUUAAACAUAAUAACGCAUUACUUAACGUUUGGUGCUCUUUUCCAAGUAAGCUAUUUGUUAUGCAAUAUUCACCCUUCGAUUAAAUUAUCACCUCAAGUAUUUGUAGUAACUGUACAAUCAAGUUGUCCUGUGACCAAAGGCAGCACUGAUGGCGGAGUGGAAUGCCUACUAUCGGAAUGAGGAGGGGGAGGAGGAGCAGGAGGAAGGGGAGCAAUCUGGAGGAGAUUACAGAGUCUCUGGAAGAAACAGUUUGGUGUUCUUGGUAGAUGCCUCCAAGGAAAUGUUCAUCAAAGGGGAAGACGGACAACCCUCUAACUUUGACAUGACCAUGCAGGUUGUGCGCACUGUGUACACUAGCAAGAUCAUCAGCAAUCACAGGGAUCUGUCGGCUCUGGUUUUCUACGGCACGGAGCAGAGCAAAAACCCCAGGAACUCAUUUAAACACGUCUACGUGUACCAUGACCUCGAUGAACCUGGUGCAAAGCGAGUCCAGGACGUUGAUGCUCUGCGGGGGGAAAAAGGUGCCCAGCUGGCUGAAAAGACCAUGGGCAGUGGGGAGACGUCAUUAGGCGACGCCCUGUGGUGCUGCGCCAACCUCUUCAGUGACAUAAAGCUUCGCCUUGCACAGAAGCAGCUCAUGAUUUUCACCUGCAGGGAUGAUCCACACGGGGGCGACAGUGCAAAGGACCGUCAGGCUCGCACCAAGGCCAGUGAUCUCAAGGAGACAGGCGUCAUUAUUGAUUUAAUGCAUCUGAUGAAACCAGGAGGCUUUGAUGUUUCACUCUACUUUCGUGACAUCGUAACUCCACCAGAAGAUGACAGUGAGUUGGGGCUACAGAUGGAUCCUUGUGACAAACUGGAUGACCUCCAGAAACGGGUCCGGGCCAAAGAACAGAAGAAGAGAGCCAUGGCCAGGUUAAAUCUGUGUCUUGGUGAAGGCUUAAAUGUUGCUGUGGGAAUUUAUGCAACUGCCGUGGCAGCUCGGAAACCAGCUCCAGUCAAACUUUACAGGGAAACAAAUGAACAAGUUCACAGCAAAACGCGCACCUUCCACACCCAGACUGGCAGCCUGCUGCUGCCCAGUGAGAUAAAGAAAGCCCAGGUAUAUGGAAAGAAACAGAUCGUGAUGGAAAGGGAUGAAGUGGACGCCAUCAAAAAGUUUGAUGACCCUGGACUAUUUCUGAUUGGUUUCAAACCGAUGGAGAAGCUGAAAAUCCACCACCACAUCCGCCCUGCCGUCUUUCUCUAUCCUGAAGAGAAUGAGGUGAAAGGUAGUGCAUGUCUGUUCUCUGCCUUGCUGAAGAAGUGUAGCGAGAGGAACGUGUUCGCCCUGUGCCGUUGCAUCUCCCGACGAAACUACCCCCCUCGUUUUGUUGCCUUGCUUCCUCAAAAUGAAGAGCUCAGUGAGGGGAAACUGCAGAUCACACCACCAGGUUUCAAUGUAAUCUACCUUCCGUACGCUGACGACCUGCGGACUCUGGAUCCUCCCCGCCACCCGUCUGCUUCACCAACACAGGUUGACAAGAUGAAGCAGAUCGUUGCAAAGCUCCGCUUCAAAUAUAGGAGCGAUGCUUUUGAGAACCCAGUCAUCCAGCAGCAUUACAGGAACCUGGAGGCCUUGGCUUUGGAUAUGACAGCUCCAGAAGAAAUGGAGGACCUUAUCCAGCCAAAGGUUGAACAGAUUGAUCAACGUCUGGGUCCACUAGUCGACGAGUUUAAAGAUCUAGUCUAUCCUGCCAACUACAAUCCAGAGAGCAAAUCAGCUCCCAAACGCAAAACAGCUGAAAGUGGAGGUGGAGCCGAGAAGAAACCGAAAGUGGAGCUGACGGAAGAUGACCUGAAGGCCCACGUGCAGAACGGCACUCUGGGAAAGCUGACCGUGCCCGUGCUGAAGGAAGCUUGUAAGCAGUUUGGAGUUCGGACGACUGGGACCAAGAAGCAGGAGCUGAUAGAUGCUCUGACAGCCCGACUGGGCCCAUGAAGACUCCGUAUCAGACUCAACUCUGCUGCCACUUGAAGCAAGUCUUGGUACAUUUUAUAAGCUGUUAAAAAGCUGCAACAGUCUGUGGCCUUUAAUUUUCUGGUGGACCAGACACUGUGGCCAGUGUGCGACAAAAAAGGAUUAGUGUUGGGCUUGAGAUGUUCACAGAAGGCCAGAGCUAACAUCAGACGUCCGUUUGUCAGUCCCCACAUUUAUAUGAUGAUUUAAAUGUAAAAAAUCUGUAUACUGUAGUUUUCUUGUGAGGAAUAACUCUCAUGUAGCUGAUGGUGGCUUACAGCAUUGAACCCAGUCUGAAUGUGUAGGAAUAUACUGUAUGUUAAACACUGUUUGUAGAAAAAACUCUUUGACAAUGUUGCGUUUGGAUGAAUAAAUCUUUUUAUAGUGCUGCACCAAA
This is a messenger RNA of Mugil cephalus (flathead mullet), 2561 nucleotides long. RefSeq names its product X-ray repair complementing defective repair in Chinese hamster cells 6 (gene xrcc6). The record is from RefSeq and is a predicted model, not a curated record. The coding region runs from base 314 to 2146 and encodes 610 amino acids. NCBI's taxonomy places the organism in Eukaryota, Metazoa, Chordata, Actinopteri, Mugiliformes, Mugilidae. Gene Ontology annotation, biological process: cellular response to X-ray; cellular response to gamma radiation; double-strand break repair via nonhomologous end joining. The transcript is spliced from 13 exons. Gene Ontology annotation, molecular function: damaged DNA binding; DNA helicase activity; double-stranded DNA binding. Gene Ontology annotation, cellular component: nucleus; Ku70:Ku80 complex.